This is a messenger RNA of Thermothielavioides terrestris NRRL 8126, 297 nucleotides long. RefSeq lists its product as uncharacterized. Gene Ontology annotation, biological process: proton motive force-driven ATP synthesis. The record is from RefSeq and is a predicted model, not a curated record. The transcript is spliced from 2 exons. Bases 1 to 297 code for a protein of 98 amino acids. NCBI's taxonomy places the organism in Eukaryota, Fungi, Ascomycota, Sordariomycetes, Sordariales, Chaetomiaceae.
AUGGUCCAGACCUACAGCAUCUUCGGCAAGCAGGUUGCCUCCCACUACCUGGCCAUGGGUGUCCUCGGCACAUUGUUUGGCGGUGUAUAUCUCUCGACGGGUGGAAGCAAGAAGACCCCCGCCGCUCCCCCGAUCAACGCUUCCAGCCCCGACGAGGCCGACUUCAUCAAGUGCGCCGCACUCCCCGUCAGUCCGGUCUCUUCUUUAGACGUAGGUUGUCUGACAUGGCCGCAGGAAGUUCAUAGAGGAAGCCGACGCGGAGGAGAAGAAGGCGAACGCGGCGAAGCACUAGGCUGA